Aphanomyces astaci is the source of this 1177-nucleotide messenger RNA. RefSeq lists its product as hypothetical. Gene Ontology annotation, molecular function: protein serine/threonine phosphatase activity. Lineage: Eukaryota; Oomycota; Saprolegniomycetes; Saprolegniales; Verrucalvaceae. The coding region runs from base 111 to 1157 and encodes 348 amino acids. Gene Ontology annotation, cellular component: nucleus; cytoplasm. The record is from RefSeq and is a predicted model, not a curated record. The transcript has a single exon.
GCGAGCUGUUCAAUUAUCCGGAAUGCACACUAAAUUACGGCUGACCUACUAGAACCUACCAUAGUAGUACUACUAGUACGUUCGUCGAUUGCCGUCAUCCAAUUCUACGAAUGGACCCAGCGCGCGCCGACGCGAUCAUCGGUCGGCUGCUGAACGUGCGGCACGCCAAACCAGGGGCCGACGCUAUCCUGGCGGUGGAGGACUUGUACGCUGUGUCCAAGGCGGCGCGGGACAUCUUCAUGUCCCAGCCCAUGCUGAUCGAGUUGGAGGCGCCGGUCAAGAUUUGCGGCGACAUCCACGGGCAGUACUCCGACCUGCUGCGCAUUUUCGACCACUGCGGGUACCCUCCCGACGCCAACUAUCUCUUUCUGGGUGACUACGUGGACCGCGGCCGUCAAUCGCUGGAAACGAUCUCGCUAUUGUUUGCGUACAAAGUACGGUACCCGACCAACGUGUUUCUGCUUCGGGGCAACCACGAAAGCGAAGACAUCAACGAGCAGUACGGGUUCUACGAAGAAUGCAUCCGUCGAUUCGACCACAAGCUGUACAAACACUUUUCGGACACGUUUGCGUGGCUGCCCGUGGCCGGCGUCGUGGCCGACCGCAUCCUGUGCAUGCACGGCGGGUUGUCACCAGAUCUCGAGCACCUGCAGCAGAUCAACAGCCUGCCUCGGCCGCUGUCGAGAGUCGAAGCCUCGGGCAUCAUGUGCGACUUGCUGUGGAGCGACCCCGACCCUACGAUCCGCGGCUGGGGCGAUAACGAUCGCGGCGUGUCCCAUACCUUUGGGCCGGACGUGGUCGAUGGCUUUUUGAAGCGCCACGAUCUAGACCUGGUCUGCCGCGCCCAUCAAGUCGUGCAGGACGGUUACGAGUUCUUUGCGAACCGCCAGCUUGUGACGCUGUUCAGUGCCCCGGGGUACUGCGGCGAGUUUGAUAACAAGGCGGGUGUGCUGUCAGUAGAUCCAGACCUGUUGUUGACCGUGCAAAUCAUCGACCCGCUGCUCGACAACAAGAAGCGAAGGUUGAUGCACGCCAGUGGCAAUGGAAAGCAUUUUGACAGUGCCAAACGACCUAACACCAAUGGCAGCAGUACUAGUAGUAGUACUAGUAGUACUGGCCCGUCCUACUCGUCCUCGUAUUCGUAUAAUAAAAAGUGACCACGCAACAUACUAGUACG